Molecule: messenger RNA, 2230 nt
Organism: Penaeus chinensis
Lineage: Eukaryota; Metazoa; Arthropoda; Malacostraca; Decapoda; Penaeidae
Exons: 11
Coding region: 1-1422 (473 amino acids)
Source: RefSeq, a predicted model, not a curated record
AUGCACCCCUACAAGGUUAGCUCCGAGAAGCAGAGUGCAGACGAACUAUUAAAAGCAAGUUUGACGCGAUUCGCUUCUGUCCUUAGGCUGUGGCUAAGGGCGUCCGUGGCGGUGGCGUUGGUGACGUUGGCGGCCGCAGCUCCGUCCAACAGCACGACACAGAUAGAGAAACCGGGAUGGCAACCUCGACUACUGGGACAAAAACAACACGUGCAUGGUGCCUUCAUGGAACUAUAUUUCUCCGAGGAUGACACCCUGGAUUACGCAGACCGAUGGAACUUGUACAUCUCGAGCUUUGAUCCUUUCGGCGAAGUGGAUGUAGAGUACCGUAUGAAGUCCCCGGGUCGUUUCCUGGACGACAUCGCCUCGUGGAACAUCCAGGUCAUGGAUGAGACUGCCGUGUGGCCCAACAACCCUGAUUAUCUCCCCAGUUCUGUAGCAGGCGCCGAGGGCAUCAUCUGGACUUCGGGCUUCCUCAUGCCUGGCAAGACUGACGGGCAACUGCAGAUGUACGACACUACGAAAGACCCUGCUGACGGACCCUACAACAUCGCUAGCAAUGAUGAUGGGAAGUGGGCCUACCAUCGGGUGAUUUGGAAAGACAUGGACUUGGACGGCGAUUUAGACGCCCUCACAGCGCGAUUCCACAGACCACUAAUAGGUACCACCCGUCACGACCUUCUGUGGUUUGAGAACGAAGGAACGGGUUUCAGCGAGGGGUGGAAGGAGCACCUGAUAUCCAGCGACGGGCCAGACAUCCACUUCGACAUGGUGACCCUCAACGCCGGCGGGAGAGACUACAACUGUAUCAUCGCUGGCGAGUUCUUUAGCGAGAGGAUUUCUAUCUAUUGGACGGAGAGCGAGGUCGACGAUUGGAGUGACCCGACACUGGUGAAGUCUCGUAUCAUCAAUUCCAACGUCCAGCCUUUUGACGUCUUGGUGGAGGACUUCAACCGCGAUGGAGUCCUGGAAUUCCUGGUCACGGAAUUCAGGAAUGACCUUGGAAUCGGCCAUGUCUCGGUGUACGAAUUCCCGGAAGAUUUCAGGACGGACGACUUCCCUCACUUCAAGAUCGCCGACGGUUUUCUCCCUAACCAAGUGACGGGAGGACAGACCAUGUCGCCGGGAACGCCCAAGGUCUACUACCCUAACGCCGCCUACGCUGAAGAUGUGGCUGAAGAUGGGAUGCCACACAAACCAUACAUCCUGUUAUCUGGAGAUGAUGACGGUCGCUUCUACGUGUUGUAUCCUACGUCAGAAGAUCGAAGUAACUGGGUUUACGAGAAGAACGUACUCAUAGAUACUGAGGACAUCAUGGUUGGUAAGAUGGCCCACGGUGACCUGGACGGAGACGGCUACGAGGAGGUCAUCGUGGCUGGGUACGCGGUCAAUCAGCUGUUUGUCUUCACGUACGCUCCUUGAAACGUUUUUGAGACGCAACGUUCCUGUGGCGAUACGUUUUUGAGGCGACGUUUGAAUGUUUGGUGUUUUUUUUAAAUAAUAAUUUGGUUAAUUAAUUAUUUAUUUGUUGAUUCUUAUAUUUAUUCAUUAUUAUUUUUUAAAAAUUAAGCCCAAUGUAUUAUUUAUUUUAUUAAUAAAUAAUUAAUCGCAUGCUUUGGUGUUUCUGAUUAGGUAAAUUACGUAUUGAUUUACCUGUUUAUCUAUUUAUAUAUAAUUAUUAUUUCUUAUCAAGUUCCGAAAAAGGGAUAAACUUACUUUUAUCAGGAUAGGAAUUAAUUGAAAUCCCGAGAGCAGAUUUUUUUUUUUUUUUUAUUCAAUAAAACAGGAAUUAUUUGGAAUCAUCAGAGGAGUAGUUAAUAUAUGAAUAAUUUGGAAUCACUUGAACGGGAAUGAUUGGGAAUCAACAAAAAUCAGGAUAAUUUGGAAUCUAUAGAAUGUAAGUAAUUUGGAAUCACUUGAACAGAAAAAAAAUGGAAUAAAAAAAAUUGGGAUAAUUUGGAAUUGUCAGAUAAGGAAUAAUUUUGAUUCACUUGAACAAAAAUAAAUUGGAAUCGCCAAGUUAGGAAUAACUGAGAAUCGAAAGAAUAGGAAUAAUUCGGAAUCACUUGAACAGGAAUAACAUGAUAUCAACGAAAAUUGGGAUAAUUUGAAAUCGGCAGAACAGAAUCAACGAAAGUAAAGAAAAGAGCGCUGUUAAUGUUAAAAUAUACAAACCUUUUACGAGACUUUGUAAAAUAAUAACAUUUUGACAAAUAAAACUGAAUUAGUA